AGCUACAGAGGGAAGCCACGGCUGCAGCAAUGACAUUGAUCAGUAGAUGAUGUCAAGAGCACUUGCAGGAGCCAGAAGAAUGACAGACAGUAAUGUGCUGCAAACAGAAUGGCGGCCAGGGCCUGGUCUCUUCCCUUUUCUCGGUGAUCGCUAUUGAAGUUGCAAGAUAUAGUCUGCUCUUAGCUUCAAUGGGCUCCAGGUGGGUGUCCCAGGAGGAAUAGGAGCCCCAGGUGUUAAAAGAUGUUAAAAGGUGUCAUGAUUUGCAAAGGCACUGUGCUGUAUGUGUUAACUUGGAAAAUGAAGUGCAUGAAGCCAAUUGGAUGAGCCUGCAAAGAUCUGGGGAUUGAUUUGAUACUGUUUCUGUUUUGCUGCUGCAAAACCUGUUUGGACAAGUUUUCAGUGCUGAUUGAGUACUGCUGGUGAAAAGAAAGCAGUGUACUCAGAGAGGCCUUACUCUUUUGAGGCCUGUUUGCUGCUGAGAAAAGAGGGAGAAGAACGAGGACUGUAUUCUUCUCUGAUGCAGAUUUGUGGACUGAGAAAGGACUAUUUAUAACUGUAGAUAUCUAGCAGAUGUGGAAAGCUGAGAUGUUGCCUGGCUUCUGAGGUUUCUGGUUUUUCUCCAAGGUGCUUUUUGGAACAUCUCAUUUCCUAAUCCAUUAGCAGAAUGAGAGGCCGGAUUCUUCAGCGGCUUCUUAAACAUUGGAUGCUGUGAGAUAAGAAUAACAAGUCGAGAUAUUCGUCAUGGUCUGAAUGUGCCCCACCUCUUAUUCCACUGUGAGAGGAUUUUCAGAUGCUCAAGAAGAGAGCCUCCAAAAAGACUCCCUGAUAACUGACAACCAUGGAGAGGAAGUAUGUGGUCCAAUGCUCAAUAGCAUUUGUCUUGAUUCUUCUUCAGGUUGAUGUCAUUGAUUCACGAGGAUCAAGGGGUGGAUCUCGUUCAGGAUCUUCAAAAAUUAAUUUUUGGAGUUCUUCAUCCCGAUCUGGCAGUUCUCGUUCUACUUCUAGUUCUAGUUCUCAUAAGAUCAAAUCUCACUCUGAUUCAAGCCGUUCUGGCUCUUCUUUUAGCAACGGCUCAGGAAAGAGAUAUUGGUCAUAUAACAGCCCUGCAGGAAGUUCCACCAGUUAUCGCCGACCUACACAGGAACCAAACCUUUACUCUCAAAACUAUAGAUAUUCUUCACGAUAUCCCUGGGAUUCAUAUGAUGCCAAACCAUGGAGGCCGAAGCCACCCAAAGCUAAACUAAAGGAUGUGGCUGGAGAGGUCAUUGUGGGAGCUGCCGGGGGCUUCCUUCUUGGCGGCUCCUUGUCCCACAUGGAAUUGUAUUUUUGGGACCCAAAGGAGGAACGGUGGUGGUACGAACACCGCGAUAGCUAUCCCGACAUGGUUUAUUUUCGAAAUUACGACCAGCGUCCUGCUCCAUUCAUGACCUUUAUAGAAGACUGUGUGAAUAUCACUGUGAGUAAGUUUAUUGUGAACCAAACCGAUGAGAUGGAAAUCAAGGUUGUGCCACAUGUGGUGCGCCAAAUGUGCAAAGAGGAGUAUAUUGAAAAUCUAUUUAGACCUUCAAGAGAACGCAAACCUGGGGAGAUAGCCAAGAUGACAAAUACCGGCGGAGCAGUUAUCACCAGUUUUGAAGGAAUCAGUAGUGGUCAUGAUAUGGUUGUGGCUCUAGACACCUCAUUUUUGGUGAUGCUUUUCUUCCUAACAAAGCUCCUCUGUUAUUGAUCACUUGUAGAUCAUGGGCCGCCUGCUACCCUGAGGUUAUACACUUCCAUACAAGCCUCUGCUUUGUUGUCGAUCUCAUGAUAUCUCUUUAAAUAAUUGCUGUAUCUUGGAAGGAAAAACUCUAAAGGGCAAAAUAUGAGAGUGGGUCCUGAUCAGGAGGGGACUAAAUGCAAGCUUUGUGUAAGAAGGAAAUUAGGGUGAAGAGCUCUCAGAUGAAAGAUGAGAAAGUGAUGGCAAACACAAUCAUGUUGGAGGAUUUCAUCUGACGCCACAGGAACCACAGUAGGAAGACCCCAAUUUGCCUGCUUCUGUCUUGGAUAAAGUGAACAUUAUUGAUGUAUUCAAAUUGCUAAAUUAAAAAAAAUCUAGCAUAAUAAAGACCCUGGAAUCUC
This is a messenger RNA of Anolis carolinensis (green anole), 2118 nucleotides long. Its product is annotated as major prion protein homolog. The transcript has 3 exons. Gene Ontology annotation, biological process: protein homooligomerization. Gene Ontology annotation, cellular component: membrane. The coding region runs from base 839 to 1726 and encodes 295 amino acids. NCBI's taxonomy places the organism in Eukaryota, Metazoa, Chordata, Lepidosauria, Squamata, Anolidae. The record is from RefSeq and is a predicted model, not a curated record.